AUGGAGCUUACCGCAGCCCAUGGCCAAUCUCCAGCCCAUCAUUCUUCUUCACCCUUACCUCUGUCGCCCGCGGAUGAACCUCCGGCGGACCUUACCUUCAUACCUCCUCUGGAAAACCAGGAACUGCCCGACCAGGAGUCAACAGAAUCGAUUAAACGAGGCGGAGGAAGGGCAGAGGCAGAGGCAGAGGAGGAGGAGGCAGAGGAGGAGGAGGAGGAGGAGGAGGACGAGGAGGAGGAGGAGAGGAGGAGGAGGAGGAGGAGGAGGAGGAGGCUGAACUCGGCUCUCAUCUCUUAUUGCUGA
Messenger RNA from Macrobrachium nipponense, 303 nucleotides. RefSeq lists its product as uncharacterized. The transcript is spliced from 2 exons. The record is from RefSeq and is a predicted model, not a curated record. Lineage: Eukaryota; Metazoa; Arthropoda; Malacostraca; Decapoda; Palaemonidae. Bases 1 to 303 code for a protein of 100 amino acids.